AUGAACCAGCCCUUCAACUGUUUCAACCCCUUCCUCUCCAUCUACCCACCUCUCCCUCCAGUAUUCAUACCCCCACUAAUACCACCCCCAUCAGCUUCCUUAUCAUCAAUAUCGACUGGUUCCAAUGGCUCUACUGCUUCUAGUACACCUAAAAUAAAGUCAGAGUCUCUGAAUUCCCCAACCAAAAGUGAUGAUAUGACAAAAGAGAACAAAGCUCAAAUGUUUUUAAUCGAGAAACUACUACAACUUAGUCAGACUGUCAGCCAACAUAGUCAACGGUCAACCCCGGAGAGUACUCCUUCACCUAGUGUCAUAUCACCGGCUCCGGCUUCAAUUGCUACAGUAAGUUAAAAAUUUUUAAAAAAGUUGUUUUACAGUAACUAUCGUUUUGUUGAACUAAAUGUAAAAUACGGUAUAUGGUCCUUUUUAAAAUUUUUUUAAUUUUUAAAAGUUAUAUUAUUGUAGAUUCUCCCGGUGCUUCGCCCGCUGCCCCAGCCUUCCGUCCCUUCUGUAGAAUACGUGAACGGUGGUUACGGAGUAAAGAAUCCGUUACUUCAAGCCGUCGGAACUUCCUCUCCACCCGUUGACACAACACCUGCACCAACGACAACACCCGGCAUAUUCAGAUGUCGCAUUUGUGGGAAAGUAAGUCUAUCUCUUACAGUAAGCUUAUCACUUAAUUAUUUUUUUAAAAUAAUUUAAAAAUUAACUUUCUAUGUUGUUCGUGCCCCAAUAAUCACACUUUUUCAUUUUUUAAAGCUUUUUGUAUACCUUAUAUUGACACUUUCAGGAAUUUCACCUCCAACGACUUCUGAAUCGUCAUUCGAAGUGUCAUUCCGAUCUAAAACGAUAUCUAUGCACCUUUUGUGGUAAAGGCUUCAAUGACACCUUUGAUUUGAAACGACAUACACGAACUCAUACUGGUAAGCCUAGAAGAUUCAUACUGUAACUUUUCGUACAAUUUUUCAAACUUUAAAAUUUAAACGUUCUCUUUUGGUUUUUUAUCCAAAUUUGCAUAUUUUAAGUGCCAUUUUUGGCAAUAUAUUUCUUUUUUUUUAUAUAAUAUACACAAAAGUACAAGAUAUAAAAAUUUAAAAUUUUUUUUUAAUUUUUCAAAACACUUGAUGCCUAUACCUUUAGGUGUUCGCCCCUACAAAUGUGAGAUGUGUGAGAAAUCGUUUACUCAGCGAUGUUCACUCGAAUCGCACACGCGCAAAGUUCACGGUAAAACCCACAACUACGGUUACAAAGAGCGACGGAGUAAAGUAAGUGGCGGUUAUGUCAUGUUAUUCUAUAUGGGUUACGGUAGCGUAUGAAGGAGAGAGGGGGGGGGGAGAGUGGAGAGGGCAGUUUUAAUUUACAGAGUUUAAAUUGAUAUUUUAAAGUAAAAUUGAUAAACAUCGUAAUACUAUACAGUAAGAUCAUAUAUUACCUUUACAAAAAUGGUAUCAUGUAAGUUACAAUAAUACCCCAUAUAUUACAGUAAUCAUUUCAGGUGUUCGUAUGUGAAGAUUGUGGCUUCACCGCCCCAUCAUACGACGAUUAUACCACCCAUUUACAAGCCAACCACCCCCUAAGUGCCGUACUGUUAAAACUCAACCAUUCCAAAUACAAGUCAGAGCGGUAG
Bursaphelenchus okinawaensis is the source of this 1627-nucleotide messenger RNA. The record is from the annotation of a GenBank genome assembly. Lineage: Eukaryota; Metazoa; Nematoda; Chromadorea; Rhabditida; Aphelenchoididae.